AUGGGCCGAGGCGCUACCUUGAUCAUCGUCAAGACAAAGGACGGUUUUGUUUUGGGCGGCUAUGGCGACGAACCUUGGAAACCCGUCACCGAUUGGUAUGGCAAUCCACGCAAUUUCUUGUUUCGGCUUGGUCAUCGCGACACAGGGUCAUCCAGUGUACCUUACAACGAUGAUGGCUACCUUUCCACGGGCGCCUGGCAAGGAACGAACCAUAAUACUCAUUUUCAGUACUUAUGCUGGGGCAAGAAGAGCCUUCCCAAUGGUCUUGGUAUGGGAGGACAGUUUGAAUACCCUGGGUUUUGGCUUGACGCCGAUCUUCAUUUGGGGCGCUCUUGUGCUGGACCGACAUGCACCACCUACAACAGCCCGCAAUUAUCACAUGAUCAAAUGUUCGAAAUUGAUGAAAUAGAAGUGUGGUUGGUUAAUCCCGUGCGUAUCGAUCCCGAUGAUCCGACAGCGUUUGGCCAAGGCUUCAGCCGUGCGGAGAACAUGGAGUUCCUGGAAAUGGCCGGUAAAAAGAUGUAUUCGAAGGAUUUGCAGAAGCCGCCCAAUGCCACGCAAGACGAUCAGGACGAUUGA
This is a messenger RNA of Radiomyces spectabilis, 579 nucleotides long. RefSeq names its product TLD-domain-containing protein. Bases 1 to 579 code for a protein of 192 amino acids. Lineage: Eukaryota; Fungi; Mucoromycota; Mucoromycetes; Mucorales; Radiomycetaceae. The record is from RefSeq and is a predicted model, not a curated record. The transcript has 3 exons.